This is a messenger RNA of Gracilinanus agilis (Agile Gracile Mouse Opossum), 925 nucleotides long. It is a transcript of the gene TAF9B, whose product is annotated as TATA-box binding protein associated factor 9b. Bases 1 to 615 code for a protein of 204 amino acids. Gene Ontology annotation, biological process: DNA-templated transcription initiation; RNA polymerase II preinitiation complex assembly. NCBI's taxonomy places the organism in Eukaryota, Metazoa, Chordata, Mammalia, Didelphimorphia, Didelphidae. The record is from RefSeq and is a predicted model, not a curated record. Gene Ontology annotation, molecular function: RNA polymerase II general transcription initiation factor activity; protein heterodimerization activity; transcription coactivator activity. Gene Ontology annotation, cellular component: transcription factor TFIID complex; SAGA complex. The transcript has 5 exons.
AUGGCACAAAUCCUGAAGGAUAUGGGAAUUACAGAUUAUGAGCCAAAAGUAAUCAAUCAGAUGCUGGAGUUUGCCUUCCGAUAUGUAACAACAAUUUUGGAUGAUGCAAAAAUUUAUUCAAGCCAUGCUAAGAAAGCCACUGUUGAUGCAGAUGAUGUGCGAUUGGCAAUCCAGUGUCGAUCUGAUCAGUCUUUUACUUCCCCUCCCCCAAGAGAUGGGCCUGCUCCAGCUGGAAGGAUAACCGUUCCUCGCCUGAGUGUUGGUGCUGUUAGCAGCAGACCCAGCACUCCUACUUUGGGCAACCCACCUGCACAGCCAGUUGCUGCUUCAAACAAAGCUGGAGCCCCCCCUGCGUCAGGGCCACCACCAAAUCAAAGGUUCGCUGUGCAGAUGCCACCCUCCCAAUCUGCUGUUGCCAAACCAGGUAACGAAACGGGUGCCAAACCAGCUGCUCCUGCAGCUCCUGCUGUUCAGAAUGUUAUGAUUAACCCUUCUCUGAUGGGGCAAAAAAACAUCCUCAUCACUACUAACGUGGUAUCCCAGAAUACCCCUGUUGAGUCACCAAAUGCAUUGAAAAGAAAACAUGAAGAUGACGAUGAUUAUGAUAACUUGUAAACAGCAUCAUCGGACAGCCUCAGUGCAUUUCUAAAGUAGAUAAAUGUAAUCAUGUUAAUUCGUAGAAAACAAGCAAAUCAAUGUUUAAUGUAGUUGUAAAACUUUUUUCUCCUCUUUAAGAUUGUUGAACUUUAGUAGGAUCAUAAAUGUUUCAUUAGAACUUGCAUGCAAAAAGAAUACUUAUAACUCAAUGUUAUUCAUCGUUUCAUUAUGUUGGAAGAUGGAAGGUCUAUUAAGCAUAGAAUCAUUUAAGAAGCUAAAGUUGUAUGGAGUUGGUACUAAAUAAAAUUUCAUUCUCUUGAUGUUUCAA